AUGGAUGAUUCAAAGGUGAAGGCCAUCCAAGAUUGGGAGCCGCCAACCAAGGUGACCGAGUUGAGAUCUUUCCUUGGUUUGGUGAACUAUUAUCGGAGAUUUAUCAAGGGCUAUUCUUUCAUUGCCACUCCUUUGGCGGAUCUAUUAAAGAAGGGUCGUGCUUGGGAUUGGUCUAUGAAGUGCCAACAAGCCUUUGAAGGGCUAAAGAAGGCCAUCAUGGAGGAGCCGGUCUUAGCACUUCCCGUAUCUGAAGGCAUUCGAAAUCCAUACGGAUGCUUCCGACUUUGCUAUUGGUGGAGUACUUAUGCAAGAAGGGCAUCCAAUAGCCAGCGAGGAAGGCUGAAUGACAGAAAGAAGUAUACUGUUAAGAGAAGGAGAUAG
This is a messenger RNA of Ricinus communis (castor bean), 381 nucleotides long. RefSeq lists its product as uncharacterized. The record is from RefSeq and is a predicted model, not a curated record. Bases 1 to 381 code for a protein of 126 amino acids. Lineage: Eukaryota; Viridiplantae; Streptophyta; Magnoliopsida; Malpighiales; Euphorbiaceae. The transcript has a single exon.